Molecule: messenger RNA, 406 nt
Organism: Lathyrus oleraceus (garden pea)
Lineage: Eukaryota; Viridiplantae; Streptophyta; Magnoliopsida; Fabales; Fabaceae
Product: low temperature-induced protein lt101.2
Exons: 2
Coding region: 109-273 (54 amino acids)
Cellular component (GO): membrane
Source: RefSeq, a predicted model, not a curated record
GAAUGAGAACCUCAGUGUAACCGUUUUCAUUUGGUUCUAAAAAUAACCACAACAACAACACUAUCAUUUCAAUUUUGAUUGAGAACAAGAGAGUAAAAGAAGAAGAAAAUGGGUUCCGAAACAUUUGUUGAAAUUAUACUAGCAAUACUCUUACCUCCUGUUGGUGUUUUCCUUCGUUAUGGUUGUGGAGUGGAGUUCUGGAUAGAUCUAGUGCUUACAUUAUUGGGAUACAUUCCAGGGAUUAUAUAUGCCAUUUAUGUAUUGGUUGGAUGAUAUUUAAAUUGUUUAGAUUUUAUUUUAUGUACAUUUUCCUUUUAUUAUUUUAUAUGCAUUAGUUUUUCUUUGAAGACUGUUUCUGUUUCUAAAUUUUAUGAGAUUAAUGGAUAUGCAAUUAGAGUUGUGAACA